AAGGGGGGACGGCGGCAGAGAGCCCCUCCCACCUAUAAGAAGGCGCUGCGGAGAGGAUUGCAGCAGCCGCAGCUCCGCGCUGAGCCCCGCCGCACAGAGCCGCCGGGACAGCCCGGACCCCCAGCAGCAACAUGCGCGAGUGCAUUUCCGUCCAUGUUGGCCAGGCCGGCGUCCAGAUGGGCAACACGUGCUGGGAGCUGUACUGCCUGGAGCACGGCAUCCAGCCGGACGGGCAGAUGCCCAGCGACAAAACCAUCGGUGGAGGGGAUGACUCCUUCACCACCUUCUUCUGUGAGACCGGGGCUGGGAAGCACGUCCCACGGGCCAUCUUUGUGGACCUGGAGCCCACUGUGAUCGAUGAAGUUCGGGCUGGAAUAUACCGUCAGCUCUUCCACCCAGAGCAGCUGAUCACCGGCAAGGAGGAUGCUGCCAACAACUACGCCCGUGGGCACUACACUAUCGGCAAGGAAAUCAUCGACCAAGUGCUGGACAGGAUCCGGAAGCUGGCUGACCAGUGUACAGGCCUCCAGGGAUUCCUCGUGUUUCACAGCUUUGGAGGUGGCACCGGCUCCGGAUUCACCUCCCUGUUGAUGGAGCGACUCUCCGUUGACUAUGGGAAGAAGUCCAAGCUGGAGUUCUCCAUUUACCCAGCACCACAGGUCUCCACUGCUGUGGUAGAGCCCUACAACUCCAUCCUCACCACACAUACCACCCUGGAGCACUCAGAUUGUGCCUUUAUGGUGGACAAUGAGGCCAUCUAUGACAUCUGCCGCAGGAACCUGGACAUCGAGCGCCCGACCUACACCAACUUGAACAGACUCAUUAGCCAGAUCGUCUCAUCCAUCACAGCAUCACUGCGGUUUGAUGGGGCCCUGAAUGUUGAUCUGACCGAGUUCCAGACCAACCUGGUGCCCUACCCUCGCAUCCACUUCCCACUGGCCACCUAUGCCCCUGUCAUCUCUGCAGAAAAGGCAUACCAUGAGCAGCUCUCAGUAGCCGAGAUCACCAACUCCUGCUUUGAGCCAUCCAACCAGAUGGUGAAGUGCGACCCUCGCCAUGGCAAGUACAUGGCCUGCUGCCUGCUGUAUCGUGGUGACGUGGUGCCCAAGGACGUCAACGCCGCCAUCGCCACCAUCAAGACCAAGCGCAGCAUCCAGUUUGUGGACUGGUGCCCCACGGGCUUCAAGGUAGGCAUCAAUUACCAGCCUCCCACCGUGGUGCCAGGAGGGGACCUGGCCAAGGUACAGCGCGCCGUCUGCAUGCUGAGCAACACCACGGCCAUCGCCGAGGCCUGGGCUCGCCUGGACCACAAGUUCGACCUGAUGUACGCCAAGAGAGCCUUCGUGCACUGGUACGUGGGGGAGGGCAUGGAGGAAGGGGAGUUCUCUGAGGCCCGGGAAGACAUGGCUGCUCUGGAGAAGGAUUAUGAGGAGGUGGGCCUGGACUCCUACGAGGAUGAAGAGGAGGGUGAGGAGUAGAGAAGCCCCCACCAACAAGGACCGUGCUCCUUCCCUGUGUUACCUGCAGAAACCCUUUGCAAUAAACCAUCUCAGAGCCCUCAUGUCUCCCACUAACCCCCCAGCUGUCUCGGUUUCUUGCCAGGUCAGGUGUGUGGUGAGUGCUUCAGCUCUGCCGCUGGUGCAGCUAUGCUUCCUCCCAGUACUCUCCCAGCUACAGCUUUGCUCCCUGUGCAGGUAAGAGCCCCUGGGUCCACUCUGAGGGCCAUGGCACACAUCCCACCCCACUCACUGGUCCAGCUGGUGGUGGAUAUUGCUUCCUUAUGUGGUGUAUACCCUGUGGUACAUGGCCCCAUGUUGUACCCUGGAGCUCAGGGGAGCAGGUUUAGCCUGAGCAAGAAAAUACUGGUAGCUGCUGAGACUUCUCCCUGUUUGCAGCCUGAGGAUUUGAGGGCCUAUCUGGAAGGAUAGUGGUUGAAGCAGUGGGGGCAGCCUGACACCCCUGUCCCUGUGGCCAAAGUGCAGGACAAGCAAUGUGCUUGGCUCUGUGGUGCAGCAGGUGCACCCCACAAUAGCAUCCAGCAUGGCAUAAACCCCGUGGCUGCUUUACUGCUGUGUUGUGUUGAGAGGAUUAAAGGUGGGGAGCACUCCCUGUGAAA
This is a messenger RNA of Pezoporus flaviventris, 2116 nucleotides long. Its product is annotated as tubulin alpha-5 chain. Lineage: Eukaryota; Metazoa; Chordata; Aves; Psittaciformes; Psittacidae. The record is from RefSeq and is a predicted model, not a curated record. Gene Ontology annotation, biological process: mitotic cell cycle; microtubule cytoskeleton organization. Gene Ontology annotation, cellular component: cytoplasm; microtubule. The transcript has 4 exons. Gene Ontology annotation, molecular function: GTP binding; structural constituent of cytoskeleton. The coding region runs from base 132 to 1478 and encodes 448 amino acids.